CUAUAACAUUUCAUGUUUACUACUACAUAUUUUCAAGAAGGCCCUUGCUCAACCCCUAUAAAUGGGUUAGCGUUUUGCUUCAUAUACACAUUCCUCGUGUCCAAAGAUAAUGGCGAUGCUUUACCAAUAUUACUUCUUCACACUUCUUUCUCUUGUUUUUGUCGUAAUUAGUCAUGCAGCAAAUUUAUCUCCUGAGGUGUAUUGGAAAAUCAAACUGCCCAAUACUCCUAUGCCCAAACCUAUCAAGGAUGCCCUACACAUUUCUGGGAAAACGUCCCAACCAUAUGGAGGUCUUACUUGGGAUUGGUUUCACGUUUUCUCCAAGAACGAGCUACACAAAUUACACCAAUUAAGCCAACCAUAUGGAGUGUACUUUUAUGGUGUUUCUUUGAAAAACCUUAAUGAAGAUCACCUAGUUACACGUUUCUUUUUUGAAACCGAUUUACAUCAAGGGAAAAAAGUGAAUCUUAAGUCGCUCAAAAACAACAAUCCAGCUCCCAUUUUGCCUCGCAAAGUUGUAGAUUCCAUCUCUUUCUCAUCGAACAGAAUUGAGGAAAUUCUUGAUCACUUUUCUGUUGACAACAAUUCAGAAGAUGCUAAAGUGAUCAAGAGAACAGUCGAACUCUGUGAACAGCCCGCAGCUGAUGGAGAGAUAAAAUAUUGUGCCACUUCCUUGGAAUCUAUAAUUGAUUUCGCCUCAUCUCGCUUGGAAACAAACAAUAUUUUGGCAAUUCACACCGAGGUAGAGAAGGAAACUCCAGUGCUGCAAACAUAUACUAUCAAAGAAGUGAAAGAGAAAGCAAACGGUAAAUGUGUCAUAUGCCACAAAGUACCUUACCCAUAUGCAGUACACUUUUGCCAUGAUGUAGGAAGCACCAGGGCUUUUAGGGUCACUAUGGUGGGUGCUGAUGGAACAAAAGUUAAUGCAGUAUCAGUCUGCCAUGAGGAUACUGCAUCCAUGAAUCCUAAGGCAUUGGUUUUUCAGUUGCUCAAUAUUAAGCCCGGAGAUAAGCCUAUUUGCCAUUUUAUUAUGGAUGAUCAAAUUGCCCUGUUUCCUUCACAAAACGCAGUUCUUCAAAUGGCUGAAGGCUAACAUGGAGAAAGUCGGAUCAUCACCUGCUCCUUUGAUGUAAUAGCUGCAAUGCUUUGUGUAAUAAUGUAUUAUCCUGAUGUAAAUACCGUUUAUCGCAAUGUUUUGUGCAAUAAUGCAUGCCCUGAUGCAAGUACUAGUUAAGUGUGUUAAUCAAGGUUUAAUCAUGAACGAUGUACAUAUGGUUGGUGAAUGUAUGUUGUUAUGGAGAUUAUGACUUCUUGUUUUCCAUAUUAUUCAACAAGAAAAGAUUAACGGA
Molecule: messenger RNA, 1349 nt
Organism: Capsicum annuum
Lineage: Eukaryota; Viridiplantae; Streptophyta; Magnoliopsida; Solanales; Solanaceae
Product: BURP domain-containing protein 5
Exons: 3
Coding region: 110-1093 (327 amino acids)
Source: RefSeq, a predicted model, not a curated record